UAAUAAAGCUCAAAAUCAGUAUUUUAAAAGCCCAAAUAGCUAAAUCCAAAACCAGAGAAUUCCAGAAAACCCUACAAAUUUACAUUUUAAUUACAAAUAAGACAUAAAAUUAAUCAUUUUCCAGAAAAAGUGACAUUAAAUUAAUGAAUGUCUCCCAAAUGUGCAGGCAGUCAAAGUUGAACCACUGAUUUUAUUUCCAAGAAGCAGCUACCCCUUCCCACCCGCUAGGAACGUUCUCGAAUCACACCCAAAACCCCAUUUCUCUUUUCCGCCUCCAAAUUCCAAGAGUUUUAUAGGUUUCCGCAUUCAAUUAGUGCCCCCAAUUUUCUAGAUAUCGUCGGCGAUCUCUUCAUUCAUUUGAUCCGUACUCGAAUUGCGAACAAUGGAGGGAGGCGCAGCGGUAUCGGCGGAGAAGUCGGCGGAAUCAGCUUCCUACACUUAUUGGGUCCGAGAGGCGAGCCGCGACGCCGCGCCGCUGCCCGCGCCCAAGAAGAUUGACCCGGCGGAUGUCUGCAAUCAGCCCACCCAAUCUCAUCUCGGCUCCGCCUGGAAUCGGGCUGGAACGUGGGAGGAAAAGAAUUUGAAUAAAUGGGCAACUGAGAGAAUCAAGGAGUUGCUUCUCUCUAUGGGUUCACUAGAGUUCUCUGGGGGCAAGGCCGAAAUAACAGAAGUGACAAGAUGCUCAGGAGAUGCAUUCUUGGUUACUGUUAGAAACAAGAAAAGGGUUGGCUAUACUUAUGAGUUAUCAUUAAUAGUAAAAGGAGAAUGGGAAAUUGGAGGGGAGACAAAGAAGAUGAAAGGCCACAUAGAUGUUGUCGAGUUCUCCUUUGGUGAACUGGACGACUUGGAGAUUCAAGUAAAGCUCAGUGAAGACAAAGACGUUCAGCCACAAGUUAAGCAGCAGAUUAUUCAAGAUCUCAAGUUAUUUUUGCAGCCUCUUCGCAAGCAUUUGCUUCGAUUCGAGGAGGAACUCAAAGCUAGAUAGGAAUGAUGCUUUGCUCCCAUUGCUUGCUAUAUAUGGUGGUUGAUAAUCCACCAUUUAAUUUUAAAUGUACUCAAAUGUAACAGUAGCUUCCAUGAUUGUAGUUCAUGAGACCAAUGUCUUUUAAAUCCAUAUAAUUUGACAAUGGAGCUUGAGAUUAUUGUAACUUGUGCCGCUAUUUCUACACUUUCUAUUGAAAUCUUGAAUAACAGAAGUUAGCCUAUUGCAGAUUGAA
Molecule: messenger RNA, 1217 nt
Organism: Salvia miltiorrhiza (redroot sage)
Lineage: Eukaryota; Viridiplantae; Streptophyta; Magnoliopsida; Lamiales; Lamiaceae
Exons: 6
Coding region: 383-985 (200 amino acids)
Biological process (GO): protein folding; positive regulation of ATP-dependent activity
Cellular component (GO): cytosol
Molecular function (GO): ATPase activator activity; protein-folding chaperone binding
Source: RefSeq, a predicted model, not a curated record